Messenger RNA from Oreochromis niloticus (Nile tilapia), 1764 nucleotides. RefSeq lists its product as uncharacterized. The transcript is spliced from 3 exons. Gene Ontology annotation, molecular function: nucleic acid binding. Bases 715 to 1563 code for a protein of 282 amino acids. NCBI's taxonomy places the organism in Eukaryota, Metazoa, Chordata, Actinopteri, Cichliformes, Cichlidae. The record is from RefSeq and is a predicted model, not a curated record.
UGCCCGUUGCUUGAACACUAUAAACCCAUGCUUAGACUAAAGUAACACAACUUGAAGCUUUUGUUACCAUACCUCAAACACAUGUACCCAUACCUUAAACAAAAGCGCUGCUUUGCACUCUAGUUGCAAUUAUGCAACACACUUACUCCUUUAUGCAACACACAUGGUCCUGCAUACUACACUCUAUUUCAUACAUAAGACACUUCGUUCAAAAAUGAAAUUUCAGGGUGCCAUUUGGAAAACACAUGUAUCCAAAAUACAAAACACAUCGGGUAAUUGCAACCACUCAAAUACACACCUGAAGGCACUUACUUGCAAAACUGAACACCAAUUAGCCAACUACAAAAAGCCCUCAGUUUAGCCAUUUCAAGAACUUUGCAAGCGAGGAGGAGGAGGAGGUCGAAGAGGCCAUGCACGGACCCAUAUUUCUGAUGAUAUAAGAGCAACUUUGGUGGACCAUGUCAUCAACCAUGGCCUGACCAUGAGGGAAGCUGGGCAGAGAGUCCACCCACAUCUAAGCCGCUUCACAGUGGGAUCUGUAAUAAGAACAUUCUGACUAGAAAACAGGUAUGUCGUCACCUCUCUACCUUCUACUCAGAUGGUUCUUAUAGCACUGUUCUACAGUAUAUCACAUGACCAUAUCAAGUGUACAGGAUAUUGCAGGGUGCUAAUGCUCCUUCUGCAGCCAAAGUGGUAGUUUUUGUGAAACAUACCAUGAUUACUUAUAUUGAAGUACAGUGUUGUACAGUGGAUGAUACAGUAUAUACAGUAAAGUACUGUAAGAAAAAUAAGCAAACCGAUGACAAUAUGUGGUUGUACGUCUCUAGAAUGACUCGAAGACCUUCUGGGGGAGGACGCCAACGCCUGUUCACACAACAGCAGGAACUUGCCGUUCUGGACCUAGUGAGGGCAGACUAUGCCAUCCGUCUCCACCAGCUACGAAAGACAAUACUUGCAGACAGGCAAGUGUUCAACAACAUAAACCAUGUGAGCAUCACCACCAUCAGACGCAUCUUGGGAAAACACAGCAUCACCAUGAAGCAGCUCUACAGAGUCCCAUUUGAGAGGAACAGUGACAGGGUCAAAGGACGUCGAGCUGAAUAUGUACGGAGAAUCUUGGCCAUGGAUGGAGCUGCACAGCCUCAUGAAUUCAUUUUCAUUGAUGAAGCUGGAUUCGACCUGUGCAAAACAAGACGACGGGGUCGUAAUGUAAUUGGCCAAAGGGCAAUUGUGCACGUCCCAGGGCAGCACGGGGGAAAUAUCACAUUGUGUGCUGCCAUAAGCCUUCGAGGGCUUCUGCAUCAUCAUGCAAAACUAGGUCCAUACAAUAGCCAACAUAUACUCACAUUUCUAGAUGCUCUCCAUAAUAUAGUUGUACAGAACAGACCAGAUCAGCCCAGGUUUGUGGUGAUAUGGGAUAAUGUCAGUUUCCAUCGGGCUGCUCUGGUCCAGGCCUGGUACUCCAACCACAAUCAACUUGAAGUGGUAUACUUGCCCUCUUACUCACCAUUUUUAAACCCUAUAGAGGAAUUUUUUUUCGGCUUGGAGAUGGCGUGUAUAUGACCGCCAACCACAUGCCCGCAUGCCUCUUCUGCAGGCAAUGGAACAGGCCUGCGGCGACAUUCAGGUGACAGCAAUCCAUGGAUGGUUUCGACAUGCAAGGGGAUAUUUUCCCCGGUGCCUAGCGGGAGAAGACAUUGCUUGCGAUGUCGAUGAGGUCCUGUGGCCAGACCCCAACAGACGGCGGGAUCCAUGAGCCCACGU